GCACGAGUUCUUCUUCCGGACACGUUAUUGUUGCAUCAGCAUCCUAACCAUCCAGCACUGUGGUAAUGUCGACCUCAGGAGAGCCAGCCUUUGAGUUUGGCUUCUUACUUCAGAUAGAUGAGGAGGCCGCGCUGGCGGCGGCCCUGAAUGACUACCUAAUCACACGCAGCUACCUGGCAGGGUUCACCCCCUCCCAGGCCGACCAGAAAGUCUUUAAGCUCCUCCGCAGGCCCCCAGACCCGCAACACGUCCACGCUCUGCGCUGGUACAGACACAUAGCAGCCCUGCAGCUGGACCUUCUCUUCCCUGACAGCAGCAUGAAAGGGAAGCGGGUCCAGCCCCCCUGGUCUCCUCCAGCAGGAACAGAAGUUCCCCAACUUCGACUUUACAACAGCCUGACCAGAGCCAAGGAGCCGUUCAUUCCUCAGAAAGGGAACAAAGUCACAUGGUACUGCUGUGGGCCAACAGUGUACGAUGCCUCUCACAUGGGACACGCCAGGUCUUAUAUAUCUUUUGACAUUCUGCGGAGGAUACUGAGGGAUUACUUCAAGUAUGACGUCCUGUACUGCAUGAACAUCACAGACAUAGAUGACAAAAUCAUAAAGAGAGCACGGCAGAACUUCCUCCUGGAUCAGUACAAGGAGAAGAAACCACAGCCUGCUCAGAUCCUGCAGGACGUCCUGAGUGCCAGAGGGCCAUUCCAGGCCAGCUUGGCAUCGACCACAGACCCAGAUAAGAAGCAGAUGAUGGAGCGGCUGGACGCUGCUGUUUCAGCCGCUCUGCAGCCUCUGCAGGCAGCGAUGAAUGGAAAAGCAGCAGAUGAGUUGGUUCAACCUCUGGCCCAGAUGCUGCUGGAGAGCUCCAAAGAUCUGCUCGCUGAUUGGCUGGACAAAAAGUUUGGUAGUCAAGUCACAGAAAACUCAAUCUUCUCUAUUCUGCCCAAAUACUGGGAGGGAGAGUACCACAAAGACAUGGAGGCUCUGAAUGUUCUCCCUGCAGACGUUCUUACUCGUGUCAGUGAAUACGUCCCAGAGAUUGUGGAGUUUGUGCGGAAGGUCGUCUCAAACGGAUACGGGUAUGAAUCAAACGGUUCUGUCUACUUUGACACCGCUAAGUUUGAUUCCAGUCCGCGUCACUCGUAUGCCAAACUGGUGCCAGAGGCAGUUGGAGAUCAGAAAGCUUUACAGGAAGGAGAAGGUGAUCUGAGCAUCUCAGCUGACAGAUUAAGUGAGAAGAAGUCGCCCAAUGACUUUGCCCUGUGGAAAGCUUCAAAACCAGGAGAGCCUUCAUGGGACUCACCGUGGGGGAAGGGACGGCCUGGUUGGCACAUUGAAUGUUCGGCCAUGGCUGGCUCCAUCCUGGGAGAGUCUAUGGACAUCCACGGUGGAGGGUUUGAUCUCCGAUUUCCUCAUCACGACAACGAGCUGGCUCAGUCUGAGGCUUUCUUUGAGAACGAUCACUGGGUCAGAUAUUUCCUCCACACCGGUCACCUGACGAUCGCCGGCUGUAAGAUGUCAAAAUCUCUGAAAAACUUCAUCACCAUUAAAGAUGCUUUGGGGAAGAACACAGCUCGACAGCUCCGUCUGGCUUUCUUGAUGCAUUCCUGGAAAGACACCCUGGACUACUCCUCAAACACGAUGGAGUCCGCCGUCCAGUACGAGAAAUUCAUGAAUGAGUUUUUCCUGAAUGUCAAAGACAUCCUGCGUACUCCCACUGAUAUCACCAGUCAGUUUGAGAAGUGGGAGGCUGCAGAGGUGGAGCUGAACAACGGUUUCUAUGACAGGAAGUCAGCCGUCCAUGAGGCUCUGUGCGAUAAUGUGGACACUCGCACCGCCAUGGAGGAGAUGAGAGUCCUGGUCAGUCAGAGUAACAGCUACAUCGCUAACAGGAAAAGUGCCAAACUGAGGCCGAACCGUAUGCUGGUGGAAAGCAUCGCCGUGUAUCUGACAAACAUGCUGAAGAUAUUUGGUGCUAUUGAAGGGUCUGAGUCUGUUGGUUUCCCAGUCGGAGGACAAGGACAGAAUGUGGAUCUGGAGAGCACAGUGAUGCCGUACCUCACCGUGUUGUCAGAUUUCAGAGAAGGCAUCAGAAAAAUUGCCAGAGAGCAGAAAGUGACUGAGUUGCUGCAGCUUUGUGACAUUGUCCGUGAUGAUACGCUACCAGAGCUCGGCGUCCGACUGGAAGAUCAUGAAGGCCUGCCUACUGUGGUCAAACUGGUCGACAAGGAGACGUUACUGAAGGAGCGAGAGGAGAAAAAGAAGAUGGAUGAAGAAAAGAAGAGGAAGAAGGAGGAAGCCGCCAAGAAGAAACAAGAACAAGAGAUGGCUAAGCUCGCCAAGAUGAAAAUCCCUCCAUGUGAAAUGUUUCGCAAAGAAACUGACAAGUACUCACAAUUUGAUGAGAUGGGUUUCCCCACUCAUGAUGCAGAAGGAAAAGAGCUGAGCAAAGGACAAGCUAAGAAGCUGCGUAAGCUCUACGAGGCCCAGGAAAAAUUACAUAACGAGUUUCUUCAGAUGAACCAGAAUGGGAACUGAAUGUGUCUGAAACUAUCCAAGCCAUCCGCUCCACAGAGAACCCUGCAGAAUAAAUGUUAAGGCCAGAGAUGGUCAUCGUUUGUCUCCUGUUUAUCUGUUGAGGAUCAGAAAACAACAGCGAGUUUCAAGGAAUGACGGUUAAAAUCAACACAACAGUCUGUGCAUCAUUUUUAAAAUAAAGGGAACAGAGUUCAGUGAAGACUUCUUCCUUUUGUAUUUUUGUUUCUUGCCACAGAAUAAGCAAUAACUGAAGUUCAGUCUGUUGAUUUGGCAGAAGGCUAAUGAAGCUCUGUUAGCAUUGAUCAUGGUUUUGAACUAAUAAUACUGCCAGUCAGCUGAGGGAAAUAUAGAUGUGCUGUGUUUGGUAAACUUGAGUUUUUAAAUAAAUGCCAAACUUGGAGCAUUUAGGGAAUUGUAAUUCACCUUAGAAAUAAAGUGAUAAAUUAAAGAAACUCCAAAAUA
This is a messenger RNA of Cheilinus undulatus (humphead wrasse), 2996 nucleotides long. RefSeq names its product cysteinyl-tRNA synthetase 1 (gene cars1). The record is from RefSeq and is a predicted model, not a curated record. Gene Ontology annotation, cellular component: cytoplasm. Bases 66 to 2534 code for a protein of 822 amino acids. Gene Ontology annotation, molecular function: ATP binding; cysteine-tRNA ligase activity. NCBI's taxonomy places the organism in Eukaryota, Metazoa, Chordata, Actinopteri, Labriformes, Labridae. The transcript has 23 exons. Gene Ontology annotation, biological process: cysteinyl-tRNA aminoacylation.